Messenger RNA from Aspergillus calidoustus, 834 nucleotides. The record is from the annotation of a GenBank genome assembly. Lineage: Eukaryota; Fungi; Ascomycota; Eurotiomycetes; Eurotiales; Aspergillaceae.
AUGAAGAUGAAACUCGGCCACACCCUCUUCGCAACAUCUACCCUCAUUGGGACGGCUUUCUCCCUCCCCUCAAACCUCACCUCGCGCAUUCAAGCCCGCUCACUAAACCGCCAAUCCCACCCUAACCUCCCCACGCCCGGCGGCCACGAGGGCACACAGAGCGGUUUCCGCACAGCAAACACAGCCGCAAUCGCAUACAGCAACAACUGGGCCGGCGCGGUCCGCGAGAAACCGCCCGCAGGCGGACCCUACACAGCCGUGAGUGCGACGUUCACAGUGCCCGCGCCCACGGCCGUGCCGGGAAAUACGGGGAUGCAGGCUGGUUCUGCGUGGGUGGGGAUCGAUGGGGAUACCUAUCCUAGCGCGAUUCUGCAGACGGGGGUCGACUUUUAUAUCGAGAAUGGGCAGAUCCAUAACGAUGCGUGGUUUGAAUGGUUUCCCGACUAUGCAUAUGAUUUCAAUCUCGACGUGAAUACGGGCGAUGUCAUUGUGGCUAUGGUGCAGUCGUUUUCGCCUAGUGAGGGCAUUGCCGUUAUCGAGAAUCAGAGCACGGGCGAGAAGGCGACGCAGACUGUGAGAGCGCCAAAGACCGAGGCGACGCUUGCUGGGCAGAAUGCGGAUUGGAUUGUGGAGGACUUUCAGUCCGGGGAUUCGAUGGUUGCCCUGGCGGAUUUCGGGAGCGUCACCUUUACGGGGUGUGAGGCGCAGGCGCAGAACGGCGAGAUACUUGGGCUGAACGGGGCGACGAUUAUCGAGUUGAAGCAGAAGAACAAGGUGUUGACGGAAGUGACGGUGCAGGGCGAUGAGAUGAUGACUGUGAAGGCGAAGCUAUAG